This is a messenger RNA of Rosa chinensis, 1641 nucleotides long. RefSeq lists its product as uncharacterized. The record is from RefSeq and is a predicted model, not a curated record. NCBI's taxonomy places the organism in Eukaryota, Viridiplantae, Streptophyta, Magnoliopsida, Rosales, Rosaceae.
AAGGAGGAAUUGCCGUGCGAACGGCAUUUACUUGUUCAUCUACAAGUCUACAACUCCCAAGUUCCAACCCCCCCUCUUGAAAGCUGUUCCUCACCCAACACACACAAUCUCUCUCUCUCUCUCUCAUGGGCUGCUCUUCUUCAACCCUUCGCACCAAAAACCACCCAGAACAACCACACCACCGCCCACAAUCACAAUGCUCUUGUUCUUCUUCUUCUUCUUCUUCAGCUUCCAUAAACUCCUCACCAUUCCCACUCCGAAGAGCCCUCUCUCUUGUUCAUCACCCACCUCUCAAAAAGGGCGACACCAACCACCUUGUCUCUCUCACCUCCACCACUUAUGGUUCUCUCCGUAUCAUCGACCACCCUCUUCCUUCAUCCCCAUUAUCAUACACCAAUCUCCACAGUCAGGACCAACCCCAGACAAGUCCAUCUUUUUCUCCCGACUCCGUCAUCAACACCUGGGAACUUAUGGACGGUCUUAACGAUGAAUCCCAUUCUCCUUCUUUUGCACAAAAACCACAAUCUUCAGUGAAAUUCAUAGGAGCGCAAAAGAAGCCGCUAUGGCAGCAUUUAUCAGAGGAAUCAUUGCUGGCAAAGAUGGACCCCAAUGUGGUUUCCACUUAUAGGAGAGCUCUAUCUUCUAGCAAAUUGCGCACAACGCUGCCUUUUAAGAGCCGCCCUUUGAAUUGUUCUACUUCUUCUUCACCAGCACCGGUAAAUUCCAAUUCCAAUGCUUGUUUUCUUCUCCCGGGGAGUGAAGACAAAAUCGUCGUCUACUCCACCAGUUUGAGAGGAAUCCGAAAGACUUACGAGGAUUGCUGCGCUGUUCGGAUGAUCUUCAGGGGUUUGCGCGUGGCUGUGGAUGAGAGGGACAUUUCAAUGGACUCCCAGUACAAGAAAGAGUUGCAGAAUGCAGUUAGAGGUAAAGCACCAGUGAGGCUGCCGCAAGUGUUUGUUAGAGGGAAUUAUAUUGGAGGAGCCGAGGAGGUUAAGCAACUCAAUGAGCUUGGAGAAUUGGCAUUGCUUUUGAAGGGUUUUCCUAGUGCUUCUGCGUUUGGUUGUGAUGGAUGUGGAGAUGUGAGAUUUGUGCCGUGUACUACCUGUAAUGGCAGCCAAAAGUUGUUUGAUGAAAACAAAGGGGAAUUGAGGAGGUGCCCGCAUUGCAACGAGAACGGAUUGAUUAGGUGCUCUGCUUGCUGUUUGUGAGACUCGUCAGUAGCUCAGUAAUUUGUUUUUCAUUGCAUUCAGUUUGAUGUUCUCUAGCCAAAUAUAUCAUGGCAUGUUAUCUGGGAAGAAUACGAUCAAUACAAGUCAAGCUAUUUGGAAAGAGAACAUUUUCCCAACAAAAAUGCUAUUAUGUAGCAGCUACCAAAUGCAUGAAUGCACAAUAUUUGUGUUUUGCUGCUCAUGAAUUAGCUAGUAUGCCGAUUACAGUUGCAUAUAGCAUUGUAUUUCAUUUGUUGUAACUUGUAAGACAUUUUAAACCAAACCAUGGCAUUUCAGCUGCACCUACCAUUAGGACUGCAACUUGGUCUUCUGUGCUUAGAUUGUUCUGUCUAUUUGUACCAUAGGAUUUUGGUUCUUAUUCUGAUUGUUGUUGUUCUGAACAUUUUUGCAAUAAAUUUAACAGUUUCAUCUC